Setaria italica (foxtail millet) is the source of this 1329-nucleotide messenger RNA. RefSeq names its product probable aspartyl protease At4g16563. The record is from RefSeq and is a predicted model, not a curated record. Gene Ontology annotation, biological process: proteolysis. NCBI's taxonomy places the organism in Eukaryota, Viridiplantae, Streptophyta, Magnoliopsida, Poales, Poaceae. Gene Ontology annotation, molecular function: aspartic-type endopeptidase activity. Bases 1 to 1329 code for a protein of 442 amino acids. Gene Ontology annotation, cellular component: extracellular region. The transcript has a single exon.
AUGACACUACUGAACUCCACAAAAUAUGACUUCUUGGACAUCGUAGAACCAGUAACAGCAUACACAGAUGGCUACUUGCUGUCCCUGAACCUUGGCACACCCCCACAGGUCUUCCAAGUGUACCUGGACACGGGGAGUGACCUCACCUGGGUCCCCUGUGGCACCAGCAGUUACCAGUGCAUGGAGUGUGGCGAUCAGCAUAGCUCCUCUAAGCCAACCCCAAUGUUCUUGCCGUCUCAAUCCUCGUCGAACACAUGGGACCUCUGCGGCAGCCGCUUCUGCGUCGACGUCCACAGCUCCGACAACAGGUUUGAUCCUUGCGCAGCGGUGGGAUGCGCCAUCCCUGCCUUCACCAGUGGUCUCUGCCCCAGACCUUGCCCUCCUUUCUCCUACACUUACGGCGGUGGAGCACUGGUCCUGGGGUCCCUUGCAAGGGACUCUGUAACGCUCCAUGGAAGCAUACAUGGCAUUGAUCCUCUGUCACCUGUGGAGUUCCCAGGCUUCAGCUUCGGCUGUGUGGGCAGCUCCAUCAGGGAGCCGAUCGGCAUUGCCGGGUUCGGCAAGGGCACGCUGUCCCUGCCCUCCCAGCUAGGGUUCCUGGGCAAGGGCUUCUCCCACUGCUUCCUCGGCUUCCGGUUCGCGAGGAACCCCAACUUCACCAGCCCUCUGGUGAUGGGCGACCUAGCGCUGUCGUCGGCGACCGACGACGGCGGCUUCAUCUUCACCCCGAUGCUGAAGAGCGUCACCUACCCAAACUUCUACUACAUCGGCCUGGAGGGCGUCAGCUUCGGAGCCGAUGGCGGCUCUGCUUCCACCAUGGCCGCUGCUCCCCCGAGCUUGAGCGGCGUCGACUCCCAAGGCAACGGCGGUGUGCUCGUCGACACCGGGACGACGUACACCCACCUCCCGGACCCGUUCUACGCGUCGCUCCUGGCGUCCCUCGCCGCGGUCGUGCCGUACGGGAGGUCGCGCGACAUGGAGGCGCGCACGGGGUUCGACCUCUGCUUCAGGGUCCCCUGCACGCGCGCGCCGUGCGCGGCGGAGGACGACGAGCUGCCGCCGAUCAGCCUCCACCUCGCCGGCGGCGGCAGGCUGACGCUGCCCAAGCUGAGCAGCUACUACCCGGUGACCGCGGUCAGGGACUCCGUCGUGGUGAAGUGCCUGCUGUUCCAGAGGAUGGACGACGACGGCGGUGAUGCCGGCGGCGGCGGCGCGAGCGGGCCGGGAGCGGUGCUUGGGAGCUUCCAGAUGCAGAACGUGGAGGUGGUGUACGAUCUGGUGGCGGGGCGGGUGGGGUUCUUGCCGAGGGACUGUGCCCUCCGCGCCUAG